AUGACUGCUAUCACAAUUCGAUUGGUUGGAGAAAACGACGAUCGUUUGUUCAAGGGUAUCGAAGUGGAUAAUAAGAUUCCUUAUGUUGACCUAAAGAAGCGUAUUGAGACUUUUACGAAGAUUCAUCCCGACUUCCAAGAACUCCGAUUCCGUGGUGAUGAGCUACCCGAUGUUGAGCGUCCUCUUCAAGACAUCAAGUUUGGCGAGGAACUCGUUGUGAAACACACAUCCCUUCUUCAAUGGAAGAAUUACUUAACGAUAGUGCAAAAGUUUCGUGAAGCCAAGGAAAAUCGUUCAAGGCAGAAAAGAGUCGUUGAAGCUAAUGAGCAAGCGAAACAAUUAUACGAUGUGAAGUUUUUCUCUGCUUAUGCGACAUUCUAUUCGGAUUGGCUCCGUAUGCGAGAGGAGUAUGCCGUUUUUCUGGACAAUGUUCCGGAUUUUAUCAAAUAA
Caenorhabditis briggsae is the source of this 450-nucleotide messenger RNA. The transcript is spliced from 3 exons. Bases 1 to 450 code for a protein of 149 amino acids. Lineage: Eukaryota; Metazoa; Nematoda; Chromadorea; Rhabditida; Rhabditidae. The record is from RefSeq and is a predicted model, not a curated record.